AUGUCAUUCCUCUUCAAAUAUUCUGCGGUCCUGCGGACCAUCAAGGCGCAUGAGCGCUGUCACAGAUUGAAGAGAGAGAAGAAGAAGAUGUUCAAGAAUAAUGCGGAUGGCGCUGCCUGUGAGAGAUUGAAGAAGAAGAUAGUGAAGAGCCUCAUGCAGCAGUGA
Molecule: messenger RNA, 165 nt
Organism: Blastomyces dermatitidis ER-3
Lineage: Eukaryota; Fungi; Ascomycota; Eurotiomycetes; Onygenales; Ajellomycetaceae
Exons: 2
Coding region: 1-165 (54 amino acids)
Source: RefSeq, a predicted model, not a curated record